This is a messenger RNA of Knipowitschia caucasica, 1281 nucleotides long. The record is from the annotation of a GenBank genome assembly. NCBI's taxonomy places the organism in Eukaryota, Metazoa, Chordata, Actinopteri, Gobiiformes, Gobiidae.
AUGCUCUCUCGCCCGGGCCGUCCCCCCAAGCGGUGCUCCGCGGCUGGGCUUCAGGAGGGCCCACGCCUGCUUCACCCUGGUCUGCCCGGCCUGCUGUCCCCCAACCUGCUGUCGCACACUGGUCUGACGGCAGCAGCGAUGGCCGAACUCCAGAAGCUGCAGAAGAUGAAGAUGAUGAUGAGUUUACAGAACGGCAACGAGUCGGACAACGAGGAUCUCCACUCCAACACCGGUGGGAGUGAGUGUUCGUGGGAGAAGGAACGCUUGACGAGUCCUGCGGCCCUCAGCGGGACCCCGGCCGGAGGAGCGGGGCAGGGGGCGGGGCCUACGGGAGGGGGAGGAGCCGCUGGAGGAGGCAGGGGGACGGCCCUCACACCUGUCAAUCAACAACAGAUACAGCAGCAGCAGCUUCUGGCAAACAGACUGGAGCUGCCGUUCAUGAUGAUGCCUCACCCGCUCUUGCCCAUGGGGUUGCCGCCAGCGUCUGUUGCCAUGGCGAUGUCUCAGAUGAACCACCUCAGCACCUUCGCCAACAUGGCCGCCGCGGCACAACAGAUCCACACGCACGUCCACCGCGCCCCCGUCAUUAAGGAGCGUGUGUGCGACAGUCCGUCUCUGUCUCCAUCAGGGGAUGAAAACAACACUCCCCUUCAGUCUCAGCCCAGCAGCUCGGCCUCCAGCUCCCCAGAACGACUCGGUCUUGGGUCCAAUGACGAUGGCCCUCUGCCCAACCAGGCUGCACCCAUCAAGAAAAUCACCAAGGACAAAGAGGAGCUGUCUCUGGGCCAGACUCUUCCUCCGGGGUUUCCUGCUCCUUUCCUGUUCGCCGACGGACUCUCGUCUGUGGAAACUCUACUCACCAACAUACAGGGGUUGUUGAAGGUGGCGGUGGAAAACGCUCGGGUUCAGGACAAACAGAUCCAGGCCGAGAAACGAGAGCUGAAGAUGGAGCUGUUCAGGGAGCGAGAGAUGAGGGAGAGUCUGGAGCGGCAGCUGACCUCCGAGCUCCAGAGCAGAGCCUCAAUCCAGAAGCGUCUGAAGAAAGAGAAAAAGGCCAAGAGGAAGCUGCAGGAGGCGCUAGAGUUUGAGUCCAAGAGACGUGAGCGCGUGGAGGACGUCCUGAAGCACUCCUCCUCCUCCUCCCCGUCUCCGGAGCCGCAUCACAACAACAAGAACGACUCGAACGGAGCCGACGAGACACUGGAGCUUAAUGGGAACAAGCAGGACGCUGACAGCAUUCAGGAGUCGCGGUCCUUCCUGAAAACUCCCAUGAUGUUCUAG